AUGGUCCGGAUGAGGCCUCUGCCUUCGGUUAUUGAUUUCGCCCAACUGCUUGGCCGUGUGGUCAAGAUGAAGCAAUAUUCUGCUGCUAUUUCGAUUUACAAAGAUAUGUGCUUCUUGGGUGGUAUUCCUAUUAAUGACUAUACCAUGAAUAUGGUCAUUAAUUGUUACUGCCUCUUAGAUAGGACUGAUUGUGGUUUUUCUGUUCUGGGAUCCUUCCUCAAGCACGGUUAUUUGCCUGACGUUUGCCUUUUUACCACUUUACUCAAAGGGCUAUUUGGACAAGGUAAGGUUCUUGAGGCACAAGAGUUAUUCAGGAAGAUAAUAUGUGGAAAACUAUGUCAACCCAAUGAUAAAAUGUUUGGGACUGUAAUAGAUGGGCUGUGCAAGGUGGGGAACACUCGUGCAGCCAUUGAAUUUUUGAGGAUAAUGGAAAGAGGAAAGUGCAAGCCCGAUACCAUCGUGUACAGCACCAUCAUUGACAGCUUAUGCAAGGAUAGGAUGGUGGAUGAAGCUCUUGCCCUUUUCUCUGAGAUGAUUGAUAAGGGCAUUCCCCCAAACGUCAUCACUUGUAGUUGUUUGAUUCAAGGGUUGUGUAAUAAUGGUAAAUGGAAAGAUGCUGAAAACAUCUGGAAUAGGAUGGUUGAUUAUAAUAUUUCUCCUAAUGUUUAUACAUAUAACAUCGUGGUUGAUGCGCUUUGUAGGGAAGGAAUGAUCGAAGAAGCCGAGAAGGUAAUUCAUACCAUGAUUCAACAGGGCAAGAGUGCUGAUAUGGUCACCUAUAAUUCACUGUUGGAUGGCUACUGUCUAAUAGGCCAGAUUCCUGGUGCAAAAAGAGUUUUUGAUCUGAUGAAUGAUGGAGGAGUAGCUCCUGGAUUGAAACCUUCAGUUGCUACUUAUAACAUUGUCCUGCAGGGCUUAUUUAGGGAGGGAAAGUGUGCUACUGCAAAACGAAUUUUCAAUGAGAUGCAAGCUGCUUCACUAAAUCCUAAUUUUUACACUUAUUGUGUCAUUUUGGAAGGUUUCACGAAGAAUGCAAAUAUGAAUGAAGCAUUGUUAUUAUUAGAGAGGAUGGACUCUGACCGGGUAGACCUUGACAUUACCAUGUUCAAUAUCAUCAUUAAUGGGUAUUGCAAGAAGGGGAUGCUUGAUCUUGCACAAGACAUUUUUCAAAGUCUUCCUAAUAAAGGAUUGCAUCCUAAUGUUGUGACAUACAGUACGAUGAUAAAAGGACUUUGUGAAGCAGGAAAGCUGAAAGAAGCUAAAGAGUUUCUUGUGAAAAUGAAAGAUGAUAACUGUUUGCCAAAUGCUGUUACUUACUGUUAG
Coffea eugenioides is the source of this 1323-nucleotide messenger RNA. RefSeq names its product putative pentatricopeptide repeat-containing protein At1g12700, mitochondrial. The record is from RefSeq and is a predicted model, not a curated record. Gene Ontology annotation, molecular function: protein binding. Bases 1 to 1323 code for a protein of 440 amino acids. Lineage: Eukaryota; Viridiplantae; Streptophyta; Magnoliopsida; Gentianales; Rubiaceae. The transcript is spliced from 2 exons.